Akanthomyces muscarius is the source of this 1908-nucleotide messenger RNA. RefSeq lists its product as uncharacterized. The transcript has 2 exons. The record is from RefSeq and is a predicted model, not a curated record. Lineage: Eukaryota; Fungi; Ascomycota; Sordariomycetes; Hypocreales; Cordycipitaceae. Gene Ontology annotation, molecular function: tyrosine-tRNA ligase activity; RNA binding; ATP binding. Gene Ontology annotation, cellular component: cytosol; mitochondrion. Bases 1 to 1908 code for a protein of 635 amino acids. Gene Ontology annotation, biological process: tyrosyl-tRNA aminoacylation.
AUGGCCGCCCGAUUGUCGGCCUCGGCGCUGGCCCCUAUAAGACCGACUUCGAGCUCGAUUUGCGCUGCGCGCCAGCUCAGCCAUUCUUUAUCGCGAAACCAGCAGACUCGAGGCGUUGCGCAAACGCAUUUGCGAAAAGUCGCCGAGGGAGAGGAGCGCUGGAGGUUCAGAGCAGAAAAGAUUCAAAAUGGCGAGCAGCGGCACGUGUGGGACAUCUUGGACGAGCGAGGAUACAUCAAGGAUGUAGCAGGAAAUGCCGACAGAAUCAAGGAAGUCAUGCGAAUCAAGCGAAUCGGCGCGUAUGUCGGAAUCGACCCCACGGCCGACUCUCUGCACGUAGGCCACAUGCUGCCACUCAUGCCUCUCUUUUGGCUGUGGUUCCACGGCCAUCCUGCCGUGACCCUUAUCGGCGGCUCGACCGCAAGAAUUGGCGACCCUAGCGGGCGUCUACAAAGUCGCGACCAUAUUUCCAACUCGGACAUUUCCAAAAACAUCACCAAGAUUCACUAUCAACUGACGAGGCUGUGGCACAACGUCGUCCAAAUGCGCAUUAGACACGGCUAUGAAGAUGACUGGGCGGCCAAGCGGAGUCUCCUCAAUAAUAACAUGUGGCUACAAGGCUUAACACUCUACGACUUUAUAAAGAGACUCGCGAGGGACACCCGGAUCGGCCCCAUGCUGAGUCGCGAUACAGCGAAGCGUAAGCUGACAGAGGGCGAUGGCAUGUCGCUGGGCGAGUUUAUCUAUCCUUUGCUGCAGGGCUGGGACUUUUGGCACAUGUACAACAAAAUUGGUGUACAGAUGCAAAUUGGUGGCUCCGACCAGUACGGCAACAUUGUGGCGGGGAUUGAGUCGCUCAAGACGAUUCGCGCAACAGAAGAAGCCCCGUAUGCGCGCAUGGAAACGGGGUGGCAGCACGACCCCGUUGGCUUCACGGUACCGCUGCUGACUGAUUCUGCCGGCGUCAAAUUCGGCAAGAGCGCAGGCAACGCCGUAUGGCUGGACGAGUUCAAGACGUCAGCAUUUGACUUGUACGGGUACUUUAUGCGCCGAACCGACGACGAGGUGGAGAGACUGCUGAAGCUCUUUACCUUCUUGCCCGUGCCCAAGAUUCAGACCAUCAUGGAGGAGCACAAUGCGGACCCCUCGAAGCGCAUCGCGCAGCACAACCUUGCCUUUGAGUUUGUCUCGCUGAUUCACGGCUCGCAAAAGGCUCUGGAAGAAGCCCAGCAGCACUCUUUCCGCUUCGGUGGCGAGCUGCCCAAGAUUGUCAAGGAGCCGGCCGAGAGCUCCGGCAUCGUCAACCCCAACACCGCACCCAGGAGCGACAUCAAGCUGCCCCGCUCCGUCAUGAAGCUGUCGCCCGCCAGACUGCUGUUUGCGACGGGCCUGGCGCCCAGCGCCGCCGAGGGCCAGCGCCUGGUCAAGAUGCAGGGCGCCUACGUCGCCGCGCAGCCGGGCCAGAAGCGCGGCCUCGUGCCCGGCAACCUCGACUGGACGCCGAUGAAGAUGUGGUUCCCCGAGGAGACGGCCAAGUUCCUUCUCGACGGCCGCAUGCUCAUCCUGCGCAAGGGCAAGCACAACGUGCGCAUCGUGGAGCUCGUCGACGACGACGAGUGGAAGGCCAGCGGCGCCAUCUACCCGGGCGAGGCGUACACGGGCACGGUGCGCCGCAUGAAGGAGGAGAUCAUCGCGCAGGCGGCCGAGCGCGGCGAGGAGCUGACCAUGACGCAGGUCAACAAGAUGCUCAAGGAAAAGGGCCGCCAGGAGGGCCUCAAGGUGGCCAACAAUCCCGACAUUGCGCUGCCCAGCAAGGCCGAGGUGCGCGAGCGGGCCAAGCUGAUGCGCAUGCAGAAGAAAGAAGACAGGGAAGAAAAAAGUAAAGGCGGGGACGAGCAUGAGUGGUGA